Molecule: messenger RNA, 1239 nt
Organism: Camelina sativa (false flax)
Lineage: Eukaryota; Viridiplantae; Streptophyta; Magnoliopsida; Brassicales; Brassicaceae
Product: pentatricopeptide repeat-containing protein At3g60980, mitochondrial-like
Molecular function (GO): protein binding
Source: RefSeq, a predicted model, not a curated record
AUGUCUUCGCCGGCGAUGUCAAGCAGCCGCCGCUUCAUCCUCCAGAGGAUGAUGUUUUCAUCGAAACCGUAUCCGAUUGGGAGGGAUCUUCCUCUGAAGCAACGACCCACUUUUAGGGGUCCAUCAUCAUCACUUCUAAGUCGAGUCAGGUUCCUGAUCAAUGACAUCUCGGAUCUCGACGUUGCAGCCAAGCACGCCCGUUUAGCUGCGAGGAAGAAGAUGAACCCUGAAAUAGCCACCUUAAUCAGCAAAACCAUCAUCGGAGCCAUGUGCAACGCUGGGAGGUCCGACGACGCCUUGGAUCUGUUCGAUUUGUUUUUAAACAAAUCCAAGAUUAAGCCAGACAUAGCUUGCUGCAAUUUCAUCAUCAAAUCCCACUGUGAGCAAGGCCGCCUUGACGAAGCUCUUGGAAUCUACUCCCACCUCCUCUCCAACAAACCUUCUCCGGACCACAACACGUACGACAUCUUGACCAAAGCCAUGGUCGAUGCCGGGAUGAUGGAUCAAGCUUUGGAUCUCUUGUUGAAAGGAAGGGCUGACUUGUCCAAUUUCGAAAAGCCAGGCAUGUACAUGAAUCUUAUUCGUGGCUACUUGGAACAGAGGAAUCUCGACAUGGCGUAUCAGCUCCGGGGCGACUUCAAGACUUGUUCCAUUCGCAAUGAAAUCGCAAUCUUGGAAUCAGUAUUCGUAGAGUAUUUGUUCAAGCAAGGCAAAGAUGAGGAGGCUAUGGAUCUAUACAGGAGCGCCGUGACGUUGAACAAGAACGGCUUGACAGAAAAUGCAAUUGUGGGCAAUGUGUAUUUGAAACUGUUGCUCAAGUACGGCAGGAAAACACAGGCCUGGGCAUUGUUCGAGUAUAUGCUUGAUUAUUACGACUUGUGCUACACUUGGGAAGAUGCAACAGAUGCUCUUAAUUUGAUGGUGAACGAGUGUUUCGAGAUGGGACGGUUCAGCGAUGCGAUGGACAUCUUCACCAAGGCCAAGGCAAAGGUUAAGUACAACUCGGUGCUUGUGGGAGUAUACAGGAACCUUAUUACAAGGUUGUGUCAGAAUGGGAGGCUGUCCGAGGCUGAGAGUUUGUUUGAUGAAUUGCUGAAAGAAGAGGUCUUGCCAGAUGAUGAAACUUAUAAAGCAAUGAUUCGUGCAUAUGCUAAGUCUGGAAGGGUCGAGGAUGCCGUUGAAACUGCAAACAAGAUGAUGACUUCUAAAGUCCACAAGGUUACUAAACUGUUUUUCUAG